CAGCUGUCCUGUUUGGAGCAGUCAGUUCGCGUUGUGGCUUUGCCACGUGCUUCUCGCGAUCUUUAGAUACCUUAUGCAAUCAAGACAUGCAUCGGAAUUCUUUAUCAUAUUUUUGUGUGACGAUAAUCAAGAUAAAAAUAUUAUUUAAAAACUAUUUUGUCUAAUGCAUUUAAGUAGUUCCGAGAAUAUCGAGAGCACUUUCAUUAUCAACAUGAUCUCGUGUCGCAAAAGUUUCAAAAAGCCAGAAACUCGUGUAUACGUGCACUUGUGCGAAACAUCGAAUGGUCCUGUUGUUAAAUGAAAUUAAUGAGCAAAUUCGAACACGAAGCGAGGAUCUAUACAAACUUACGAAGCAUUAUGAAGCCGAAAGUUCUGCUCAUCCUUGCCAACUUCAUUACUUCUGCCUUUUUUUUCACAGCGGCCGCGAGUGCAAGAACGUACGUCAAACAGCAGACGCAAAGCAAUAAUCACAGCAACAUUAGUAACCUAUUAGAUAAUUUACUUCGAGGCUACGACAAUAGUGUUAGACCGGAUUUUGGCGGGCCGCCGGCGACUGUCGAGGUCGAUAUUAUGGUACGCAGCAUGGGACCCAUUUCCGAGGUGGAUAUGACGUACUCAAUGGAUUGUUACUUCCGGCAGUCGUGGGUAGACAGACGUUUAGCAUUUCAAGGUGGUAAAGAAACACUCGCUCUAAGUAUUUCUAUGUUGGCGCGGAUCUGGAAGCCCGACACGUACUUUUACAACGGCAAACACAGUUACUUGCACACGAUCACCAGCCCGAACAAAUUUGUCAGACUUUAUCAGAAUGGCAGAGUUCUUUACAGUUCCAGACUUACGAUCAAAGCAGGAUGUCCGAUGAAUCUCGAAGAUUUCCCAAUGGAUACACAGAAAUGUCCGUUGCAAUUUGGCAGCUUUGGCUACACGACCCGCGACGUAAUCUACAAAUGGAACAGCGCAAGGCAAGUCGCUAUAUCGGAGGACAUGAAGCUGUCGCAAUUUGAUCUGGUAGCUAAUCCCACCGCAAAUCAUUCGACUGCACCAGGCUUCUCGCAUGCGGAGUACUCGAUAUUGCUGGUAUACUUUCACUUACAAAGGCACAUGGGUAAUUUCUUGAUACAAGUAUACGGUCCUUGCGUCCUGCUGGUAGUCCUAUCUUGGGUCUCAUUCUGGUUAAACAGAGAAGCUACUGCCGAUCGAGUAUCGCUAGGCAUAACGACUGUAUUAACAAUGACGUUCUUAGGACUUGAAGCAAGAACCGAUCUGCCUAAAGUUCCUUAUCCCACUGCUUUGGAUUUCUUCGUAUUUCUGUCGUUCGCGUUUAUCUUUGCCACUAUAAUACAAUUCGCAGUGGUGCAUUAUUUCACCAAAUACGGAUCAGGAGAGUGUUACUUUAGCUCCGAUCUAAGCGACACUGAAAGUUCGAGUGAAGAGGAAAAUGUAACUAAAAGGCUAAUGAAAAAUCAACCGGCUCGUCGGAAGAGUUCCGCAAGUUCUAGCACGCGAGGACGUGGCAAUCGUAACUUGACGAUAAAUGAUGACAGUAUGAUCGAAGUGAUACCAUUGUCAGCGAUCUCGAUACCCGAUAGGGAUCCAACGAUGACCAGGCAUUGGCAGAUAUCUUGUGUGACUUGCAGCCCACCACCGAGACAAGUGGUGCCGGUGCCGCCGAUGCCGCUGCCACUGCCGCCAUCGGCACCACCGCUGCCGUCCUCCAAGCGUACACCGUUGUCCACAUCCAGAAAACGACGUCGACGAACACCUAGAUACAAUUCGGUAUCAAAGAUUGAUCGCGUCAGUCGUGUAAUGUUUCCCCUCUUUUUCCUGACCAUUAAUCUCUUCUAUUGGUACGCUUAUCUCUCACGUAGCGAGCGAAUUCACUAUUACAAUUCCAACACGACGUAAUAAAAUCUUCUGCUUCAAACGAGAUUGCAAAGAUUACAAAAUACAUUAAUUUGUGCUUUAAUAUUGGAGAACGGCACAAUCUUGAUGUAAAAAUGUGCGUAUAAAAUUAUGACCAUUCAUCUCAUUGUAAGACGAAAAAAUGACGAGAUUUUAUUAGGAAAAAAAUUACAGCUUAAAAGAAUAAAGAGAGAAUAACGUGAUAAAAA
Messenger RNA from Solenopsis invicta (red fire ant), 2108 nucleotides. It is a transcript of the gene Grd, whose product is annotated as gamma-aminobutyric acid receptor alpha-like. Bases 298 to 1902 code for a protein of 534 amino acids. Lineage: Eukaryota; Metazoa; Arthropoda; Insecta; Hymenoptera; Formicidae. The transcript has 9 exons. Gene Ontology annotation, biological process: chemical synaptic transmission; monoatomic ion transmembrane transport; nervous system process. Gene Ontology annotation, molecular function: neurotransmitter receptor activity; GABA-A receptor activity; extracellular ligand-gated monoatomic ion channel activity. Gene Ontology annotation, cellular component: synapse; neuron projection; membrane. The record is from RefSeq and is a predicted model, not a curated record.